Messenger RNA from Varanus komodoensis (Komodo dragon), 1580 nucleotides. RefSeq lists its product as uncharacterized. The coding region runs from base 1 to 618 and encodes 205 amino acids. The transcript has 3 exons. Lineage: Eukaryota; Metazoa; Chordata; Lepidosauria; Squamata; Varanidae. The record is from RefSeq and is a predicted model, not a curated record.
AUGGCGCACAAUGGAGGGAAGGGGAGGCCACGCCCAUCCCCCUUCCUCCCUGCCUACUCGCGGCUUCCCGCGGCCGCCUCUGUGUGUACAAACACAAAAGACACGCCGCGCGCGCCACAGAGGCAGAGAGUGAGUGGGAUUCCCCUUUGCCCUCGUUUUUCCUUCUCCGGCUUUCUCCCCUCGUGCCGUGAGGAUCAGCCUAGUGGCCGCGGGUGGGGUGGGGAGCAGCUCGAGGUCCGCUUCAACGACCAACGGUCCGGCGGGAGCAGCCCCAACUGUCAAGAACCGGCGCGAGGUAAACAACCCAGAUGUAACUUUUUCCUCACAAGGAAGUUACUUCAGCCUCUCACUCUUUUAGGGCACAGUCUGAAUGUGCAUGACCUGCAGACUCCUCCCAUCCUGAAGCAGCACUUUGGAUGCAGUGAGCAUCUGCAUACUGGAUCAACAUUUUCACUGAGCUGUCCUCCACAACCCUUGGAACUCCUUCUUGAUCAGUCACCACUAGCUCGGAUUCCAUCAGUUAAUAUGUGGUGUAUGAAAUUGAGAGUCUCCCCACAUACAAGAUGUGCCCCAAAAGUCAUGAGAAUGAAGUUCCUAUGCUCGAGAAGGGCUCUGUGAAGGGAGAAGCUGGCCAAGGUCACUUGGGGUGGGAUACCAGAUAUACGUUAGAACACUGAUCAGUUGCAUUCCAGCCUUGUCGGAGUUGAGACAUUCUUUUUUUGUGACACACUGUUCAAGUGCCUCGUAAUGAGUGAGUUUGGAGCAAUGGUACGUGAUAAAAUUUUGUGUGAAAUUGGGGAAAAGUACAUCAGAAACUUUGGAAAUGAUGAGGAAACCUUAUGGAGAGUCUGUGCUAUCAUCUGCACAAGUGUACUGAUGGCACAAAGCCUUCAAGGAAGGACGAGAAGGUGUUGAAGACAAACAAUGAUCAGGACAUCCCUCUUCGUCAAAAAAGGAACAGAAUGUGGAUGCAGUGAGGUCUGUUUUCAACCAUGAGCAAUGGCUCACUAUCAGAAUGAUUGCAGAAGAAAUGAGAAUUAGCAAGUCAAUUGUUCAUGAAAUCGUGACUCAGGAUUUGAAUAUGAGAAAAGUGUGUGCAACACUUGUUUCAAAGAACUUGUCACCUAAUCACCUCUCCCCUGAUGAGAACACCGUCAACUCAUUUGCCAAGACCUGUUGGCCCAUUUGGAAAGAGAGCCUGAUUUUUUGAGUCGAGUAAUCACAAGAGAUGAAUCCUGGGUGUUUGAGUACAAUCCCAAGAUGAAGAAACAAAGUUCAGAAUGGCAUACGUCCUCGUCACCUCACCCCAAGAAAGCUUGAACAAGCAAAUCAAAAGUCAAAUCAAUGAUUUUUUUUUAGGAUCCAUAAGCAAUUUGUACCUACUGGUCAGUGAUUUUACCUGGAAGUUCUUGGUUGCUUGAGACAAAGAACUUUUUGUGUGCAUCCUGAGAUUGGUUCAACUUGAAUCCUUCAUCACAACAACACACUGAGUCACAGUUCUUUGGCUGUCAGAGAAUUUUUGGCUGGAAAACACAUCAUAGUGCUUCGCCAUCCACCCUACAGCCCUGACUUGGCUUCUU